Messenger RNA from Symbiodinium necroappetens, 720 nucleotides. The record is from the annotation of a GenBank genome assembly. NCBI's taxonomy places the organism in Eukaryota, Dinophyceae, Suessiales, Symbiodiniaceae.
GACUUGAUGAUGUCCACGGCGCCGGGGCAUCCUUUCUUCUACGAGGCGUUGAAGAGCAUCCGGGAGUACGUGUCCAAGCACAAGCAGACGGUAUGCGAGCGAGACAGGAGUACUCCGACAUACGACCUCAUGUUCCUCACGGCGUGGGGGCGGCUCUCGAUGCUGGCGCGCGCUUGGUCAGCAGCUGGUCUUAACCAGACGAGCCUCCAGUUCUUGGAAUCUCUUUUCCUACGCGAGCCAGUGGAUGCCACCUUCGCCCACCUUGCUUUGCAUAGCCUCGCCAACCUCAGUAUCGAGGAGAUUCAACUACAUCCGCCGCCAAAGAGUGAGCUGCGUCUUGAGCGAUGGCUCGAGCGCAUGCUGCGGCUCCAGGAGCAAAGCCCUCCACGAUUUUUGACCCUCCCGCUGUCAGAAGAGCGGUUCGGGAGGAUGAAGGUUUUGCAACAGGCUCCCGACCUUCUCAUCGUCCCGGUGGCGGUGAGCCCCGUCCUGCCCAAAGCGGCACUGCGGGAGCUGCAUCUUCAUUGCCUGGGCGACGUUACCUGCUUCCAGCGCAACAUCAGCGCAGAGGCACAGCGACAGCUGCCCAACCGCGAUCCCCGGCACUCUUGGCUGCUCGUUUUCAACGAGGACAACGGGAUUUGGGAAGGCAGCUGGAAUCGGCCUCAACAGGAGGCUUUUGAGCGAGCUGCCGCAAGCUUUGCGCACAGUGAAUUAUGA